Dermacentor albipictus is the source of this 1960-nucleotide messenger RNA. RefSeq names its product pescadillo homolog. Gene Ontology annotation, cellular component: PeBoW complex; nucleolus. Gene Ontology annotation, molecular function: RNA binding. The record is from RefSeq and is a predicted model, not a curated record. Gene Ontology annotation, biological process: maturation of LSU-rRNA from tricistronic rRNA transcript (SSU-rRNA, 5.8S rRNA, LSU-rRNA); ribosome biogenesis. Lineage: Eukaryota; Metazoa; Arthropoda; Arachnida; Ixodida; Ixodidae.
ACCCGCAUCCAAAUCCAUAUCCAUAUUUGUGCGCAGUUUGCGCACGUGUGUUGACGGCAGCGAUGGCACGUAAACCCAAGAAGAAGGGAACUUCUGGAGCGGCCACACAUUACAUAAGCAGAAGGCGUGCUUGCAGAAAACUUCAGCUAUCAUUGAAAGAUUUCAGGAGGCUAUGUAUAUUGAAAGGAAUAUACCCAGUAGAGCCAAAGCAUCGACGACAUGUCAAUCACGGAAACUCUGCGCACAACACCUUUUACCUGGUAAAGGACAUCAAGUUCAUUGCCCACGAGCCAAUCAUCCAGAAAUUUAGAGACUUCAAGAUAUUCAUCAGGAGACUUAGGAAAGCUAUUGGCAAAAAUGAGCGAGACACUGCUGAGCACAUUCGUAACAAUGAACCCGUAUACAGAGUUGAUCAUAUUGUGAAGGAGAGAUACCCUACGUUUGUGGAUGCACUGAGGGACAUUGAUGAUGCUCUCUCUAUGUGUUAUCUGUUCUCAUCGUUUCCAAAAGGAAAAGUUGUGAAACCACACCUUGUACAUCUCUGCCGGAGAGUCAUUGUGGAGUUCAUGCACUACGUGAUUGAGACACGAGCACUGCGCAAAGUGUUCGUCUCUAUCAAGGGUUUCUACUACCAGGCAGAGAUCAUGGGUCAAACAAUAACAUGGAUUGUGCCCCACAAUUUUUCCUUCCGGCAACCAGUAGAUGUGGACUUCAAGAUCAUGGUGACCUUCACAGACUUUUAUGUCACACUGAUGGGCUGUGUCAACUACAAGCUGUACCACUCACUGAACCUUCACUACCCACCUAAGCUGGAAAAUGAGCCUGCUCAGCCUGCUGAUGCUGAUGAUGAAGAUGAAGUAUCAGAGCGCGUUGCUUCCCUGAACAGCAAGCUCAAGUCCAUCCUCACUAACGCUGUGGCUGAUGAUGCAGCUCAGCUGGAUGACUUUCCUGAGGUUGAAGGCGAGAGUAAUGUGGACAUCAAGAGCGAGGAAGAACAGCGGAAAAAGUUUCUGAACCUGUUUUCUGGACUGAAAGUAUUCCUGGGACGAGAGGUGCCACGGGAAUCGCUCACAUUUGUGCUGCGUUCUUUCGGUGCCGAGGUAUCUUGGGAUGAAUCACUCUUCGUCGGUUCCACAUUCUCCGAAAAAGAUCCCACUGUGACUCACCAGAUUGUUGACAGGCCAGAAGUGAAGAAACGCUACAUAAACAGAUACUACGUGCAACCACAGUGGGUGUAUGAUUGCGUCAACUACCGCAAACUCCUCCCAGAGCAAGAUUACUUCAUGGGUGAAGUUCUGCCCCCACAUCUGUCACCAUUUGUGGAGGAGAAGGAGGGAGACUAUGUUCCCCCUGAGAGGUUGGCCAUGCUUCGUCUACAGCGUGGUGAAGAACCUGCGGUGAGUGAAGGGGAGAGCAUGGAAGAGGAAGGCACAGCUGAAGAUGAUGGCACUGCUGAGGACGACGACACUGCCGAGGAGGGCAAGGGCGGUGAUGACAUUCCAGCAGAAUCGGAAGGCGAGCAAGAGGACGAGAGCGAUGGCGAGGACAGUGGAGUCGAUCAGCAUGAGGAGAGUGAAGAUGAGGAGGAUGACAGCGAAGAUGACGUAGAGGAACAGGUUGAGAAAAGCGCGAGCAGAAAGCAGCGGGCUAAGGAAGCAAAGAAAAGGAAACAGCCGGCCGUAGAACCUGAGCCUGCUGUUGCACCGAAAAAACCCCUCAUUGGUGUGCAGGCUGCCACAGUCAUCCGUGAGGACCCUGAAAAGGUGGCUCAAAGGAUCAAGAGUGAAGAGAAACGCCUCGCCGUUCUAAUGAUCCCCAAGAAGCACAAGCGGCUCUAUGACAAAAUCGUCUUUGGCCAGAAGCGCCGAGCUCGUGAGGCAGCAGCAUUGAAGCAGAAGAGGGAGGAGAUAAAGAAGUCUUCAAAAAAGGCAAAAAAGAAAUAAAGAACUCACUGAGGUCA